This is a messenger RNA of Vollenhovia emeryi, 1222 nucleotides long. RefSeq names its product histone H3.3. Gene Ontology annotation, molecular function: protein heterodimerization activity; structural constituent of chromatin; DNA binding. The record is from RefSeq and is a predicted model, not a curated record. Gene Ontology annotation, cellular component: nucleosome. Bases 147 to 557 code for a protein of 136 amino acids. NCBI's taxonomy places the organism in Eukaryota, Metazoa, Arthropoda, Insecta, Hymenoptera, Formicidae. The transcript is spliced from 3 exons.
GCGGCGAGGGGGGCGGUAGGGACGCGCGAGAGAGCCGUGGACUCGGGAGAGCGUCCACUGCCAUCGGAGUGUGCGAGGAAACGGAUAGUGUAUCUAGUUCGCUUCGCGUCCCCGCUCGUGCCCGAGAACCCGCCUCAGGUUGAAUCAUGGCGCGUACCAAGCAGACUGCCCGUAAAUCAACGGGAGGUAAGGCUCCCCGCAAGCAGCUCGCGACCAAGGCGGCCAGGAAGAGCGCGCCGUCCACCGGCGGCGUGAAGAAGCCGCAUCGUUACAGGCCCGGUACCGUGGCGCUUCGAGAAAUUCGAAGAUACCAGAAGUCGACCGAGCUGCUGAUCAGGAAGCUGCCGUUCCAGCGUCUGGUCCGUGAGAUCGCCCAGGACUUCAAGACCGACCUGCGCUUCCAGAGCGCCGCCAUCGGCGCCCUCCAGGAAGCGUCCGAGGCGUACCUCGUCGGUCUCUUCGAGGACACCAAUCUGUGCGCGAUCCACGCGAAGCGCGUCACGAUCAUGCCUAAAGACAUCCAGCUGGCCCGGCGAAUCCGCGGCGAGCGUGCUUAAGAGACGCUAUGUAACUCGCAUACAUACCGUUCACUGCGAUCAUUAUUAUUAUUAUUAUUAUUAUUAAUUAUUAUUAUUAUUACUAUUAAUUAUCGUUCGCAAUCGUCGUGGAUGAAUCACUUUCAUUCCAAGCUCUAUAUAUUUUCUUUUAUUCACAUAGAGACACGCGCUGUAGGCAUUAAUCACCCGCCGGUGAUUAUCCCUCCCUCCCCCCCCCCCCCAUUCUCAAACUACACUGAAUUCGAUGUCGCGAGUCGUAGGACACACGUAUCUCAUGUUGUCUUUAGUUAUCGUCUCCCUUUACUUUUCCUCGCUGAUAUUCGACUCUUCGGUUCUCUCACACUUGCGUACGCCGGAUGGAUAAUUCACGGAUUUAUGCGAUUUCGUUUGCGCUGAGUUUGGUCAAACGAUCAUUUCGAGCGGCGUCCGUUCACGUUUCUUUUCCCUCAUUUACUCCUUUUGCCGUCAUUAAUGUUAUAGCAACGUCAUUAUAUCGUUAUCAGUACUCGGAAAAAAAAAGUGUGCAUUAGAGUAAGACACCCUCAUAGUAACCCGAUGUAGUGCUUAACGUAUUAGAUCUCUGAUUGUACUCGAGUUACAUGAAUCAUUUUGAUUACCAUUGUGUAAAAAUUUGUGUAAAAAUAAACGCAUUUCUCGUAAAUAAA